UCUGUCCUGCAGGCCUUCUUGUUCCACUUGAUUCCCAGGAACCAUGGAGAACGUAGCGAUAUUCAGCACACCUGACAAAGGGAGGGGUCUGAAGGCCACCAAAGAUUUCUGGGCUGGAGAUGUGAUUUUUUCUGAACCUAGUCUGGCUGCUGUGGUCUUUGACAGUCUUGCAGAGAAUGUGUGUCACAGCUGUUUCCGGAGACAAGACAAACUCCAGAGGUGCGGUCAGUGCAAAUUUGCCCACUAUUGUGACAGAACCUGCCAGCGGGCGGGAUGGGCCGAACACAAGUUGGAAUGUGCCGCCAUUAAGACGUUUGGUAAAGCACCCAAUGAGAACAUACGUUUGGUGGCUCGCAUCUUGUGGCGCGUGGACAAGGAGGGCAGUGUGGUGUCUGACAUGCAGCUGACCACGCUGGACGAGCUGGAGGAUCACAUCGAUGACAUGCAGGAGGACGAUCUCAAGGACUUCAAAGUUGACAUCCACAACUUUCUGGACUACUGGCCGCGUACCUGCAAGCAGCACACCAUAGAAGACAUCUCACACAUCUUCGGAGUGAUCAACUGCAAUGGCUUCACUCUCAGCGACCAGAGAGGCCUCCAAGCUGUGGGCGUGGGUCUAUUUCCUAAUCUGUGUUUGAUCAAUCAUGACUGUUGGCCCAAUUGCACCGUCAUCCUCAAUCACGGCAAUCAGUCAGCUGUGAACACAAUGUUUCACUCCCAACGGAGAAUCGAGCUACGUUCUCUCGGAAAGAUCGCAGAAGGCGAAGAGUUGACUGUCGCCUAUGUGGACUACAUGAACUUGUCUGAGGAGCGACGGAGACUUCUGAAGACCCAAUACUUCUUUGACUGCACGUGUGAACACUGCAAGGGCCAAACCAAAGAUGACCUGAAGAUGGCGGGAAGAGAGACUGAAGGAGUCAAGCCCACAGAAGAGCAGGUGAAAGAGGCCACGGAUUUCUGCUUUCAAAUGCUGGAAAAGAUGGACCAGUCUCGCUUAAAGGGGGAUUACCACGAGGUGGUGAAAAUCUGCAGGGAGGCCAUCGAGAAGACAGAGCCGGUCCUGGCUGACACACACAUCUACCUGUUGAGGAUGUUCAGCACUCUGAGCGAGGUCCAGGCCUACCUGCAGUACUUCGACGACGCAGCCGAUUAUGCCCGAAAAAUGGUGGACGGCUACACGAAGUUGUACCAUCCAAACAACGCAGCACUGGGCAUGGCAGCGAUGAGAGCAGGAGUCACUCACUGGCAGGCUGGGCAGAUCGAGGUCGGACACGCCAUGAUCUGUAAGGCCUACGGUAUUCUCAUGGUGACCCACGGAGCCACUCACCCCAUCACCAAGGACCUGGAGGCCAUGCGCAUGCAGACAGAGAUGGAACUGAGAAUGUUCAAGCAGAACGAGUACGUGUACCACAGCAUGAGAGAGGCGGCCCUGAAGAACAAGCCCAUGGCCAUGAUGCAUGAACCCAAGUCUGUGGAGGAUGGCAUCAAGAAUCUUUUCCAUCGGCGGAAGUGAUUUGUAGCCAAACAGUAUAGCCGAAAUCGUUUACUGUAAACGGUGUGAUCUGAGUGUUUGCA
Synchiropus splendidus (mandarinfish) is the source of this 1575-nucleotide messenger RNA. RefSeq names its product SET and MYND domain containing 1b (gene smyd1b). Gene Ontology annotation, molecular function: histone H3K4 methyltransferase activity; protein binding. The transcript has 10 exons. The coding region runs from base 44 to 1513 and encodes 489 amino acids. Lineage: Eukaryota; Metazoa; Chordata; Actinopteri; Syngnathiformes; Callionymidae. The record is from RefSeq and is a predicted model, not a curated record. Gene Ontology annotation, cellular component: nucleus.